Molecule: messenger RNA, 1136 nt
Organism: Patiria miniata (bat star)
Lineage: Eukaryota; Metazoa; Echinodermata; Asteroidea; Valvatida; Asterinidae
Product: LYR motif-containing protein 1-like
Exons: 5
Coding region: 209-568 (119 amino acids)
Cellular component (GO): mitochondrion
Source: RefSeq, a predicted model, not a curated record
UAAUGUCACUGAAUGUAUAACGCUACAGUGUAUGCCCACAGUGUAUAUGGAGAAUGCCUACUGCCUGAUGUGCAAGGUUGACUACCUCGCUGUUUGGUUGACUUCAAUGCUUACAAACUACAAAAGCCGUAAAGUUUAUCAUAGAGGUUCUGAGGUUAAAUUGUUGAAAUUUGUGUCCAUCAUGUGACAUCUGGUACCUGCACUCCCAAUGGCAUUGAGACGAGAAGUACUGUCCUUGUAUCGAACAUUACUGUGCACAGCCAAGACAUGGCAGGCAAGCACCAAGCUCUUGAAGGAUACCAGGGAAGAACAGCAGUACAUCAGGGAUGAAACACGGACAUUAUUCAAGAAAAAUAAGCAGGUAACAGAUCCUGAGAAGAUUAAAGUAUACAUCCAGGAGGCUGAGGCAAGGUUGGCAAUGGCGUUACAUUACCAAAGCCCCUAUCCAAGACCGGUGAAUAUUCCGCCUAUGGGUCUCCCACCCUCUGUGAGUCGAGGGAAGAAGGCACAAGACAGACUGAGACAGAGAGCUAAGCCUGUGUAUCUGCAAUCCCAUGAUGAGCAGUGAUCAGUGGCGGAUCCAGGGGGCUGCGGUGACCGAAAUUGUGUCAAAUAAGGCCAUUUGCACUUGAGAGACCGCUCCCCCUGGCACUAACCUCUGUGGAUCUGCCCUUGCUGAUUGUAACAAAGACCUGCCAUACCUUCAAAUUGGGGAAUGUUAUGCUCAGAUGCUACUACUUGGUUGGGAAUUUCUAAAAAUUUCUCUUAAGAUGAUAAUUUUUUGAAUGACUUUUUUUCUUUAACAAAUUUCUACAAUUUAUUGUACAGUUUCAAUUUUGUUUCAGAAAUGUCUGAAAAAUAUGGAAACGUUUCUACGUUUUUCUUUUUUUCUUGGAAGAUCAGGCAUUCAAAGAGCAUAUUGUCAUUGAAACCCGAAGCUUUCUGAAUGAUGGUAUAAUCACAAUUCUUAGGUGCAUUUGUUAUUGGAACAAUUUGUGUGCACAGAUACUAAACUGAGUUUUUUCUAAAGUUUUGGCACACCCUUAGUGUUAUAUAUUUUUAGUAUUAUGUAAUUGUUAUCUUUUACCAACAUUGUAAAUAUGAAUAAAAAGACUUGCUGCUCUUCAAAAUGUUAA